Pseudopipra pipra is the source of this 5531-nucleotide messenger RNA. It is a transcript of the gene EMB, whose product is annotated as embigin. The record is from RefSeq and is a predicted model, not a curated record. Gene Ontology annotation, cellular component: axon; plasma membrane. Gene Ontology annotation, biological process: dendrite self-avoidance; axon guidance; homophilic cell-cell adhesion. Gene Ontology annotation, molecular function: cell-cell adhesion mediator activity. The transcript has 10 exons. The coding region runs from base 246 to 1262 and encodes 338 amino acids. Lineage: Eukaryota; Metazoa; Chordata; Aves; Passeriformes; Pipridae.
GGCAGGUCCUUCUGCUGAGGGGAUCGGCCGUGUAACCGGUGCUGGCCGGCCGUUUCUUUUGCCUGUCGUUUUUCUUGCACAGGUGGAUUUGGGGCCGCUUUGCUUCAGUUUUUGCCCCCUGUCGCUGCGGCCCCAACCGGCUCUGCCGCAGAGCCGCUCCGGUGCGCUCGAGGCUUCCUGAGCCGGCACAGCCCAGGGGUGCGGGGCCGAGCCCGGCCGAGCCUGGGAAGCGCGGCGGGGGCACCAUGCCUGCCACCUUCGCCGGGAGGCGCCUGGGGCGGCUGCUGCCGCCGCUGCUGUUGCUGCUCUGCAUCAGUUUCUCGGGCGGGAGCCCCGCAGGUAAAGAUCCAGUUAUGACAACACAAGAUGCCAGUCAGUCUCAGGCCAACUCCUUGACUAAGAUGCAACUUGGACUUAAUGAAUCAUCUGGUCCAGAUCUUACCACACAAAAUCUCAAGAAGCCAAGCAAGGAGCACCAGUCUGAUGGCUCUUUUCUGCAGUUUGAGAUACUCCUACCUGGUCCUCCUGGUACUUUGCUGGAAACAAAUAUCAGUUUGGCCAAUGCAAGUACAGUUGAACUUUCAUGCAAAUUAGAUCCGAAUUUUCAUUUUAAAAGUCCUCAAAUGACUUGGAAAAGGGGGAAUGAAACAAUCAGUCACACCAGUAAAACUGAGAACAGCUGGAGCAUCAAAUUGGUGGUAGUGGAUAGCAGUAAGAUGGGAAGUUACAGCUGUAUUCUGAAAGGCGACGAAGAAAUCAGUGCUACGUUUAAUUUACAUGUACCGAAAAUUGAAGCAAGAGAAAAACCUAUAAUCACUUAUGAAAAAGAUACAGCUGUAAUGGUUUGUAAAAGUGACUCUACUCCCAUGACUUGGACCUGGUAUAUGAUGAGAGGAAGUAAGCCGGUUAUGAUUAAUGAAUCUUUGUGGACAGACAAGUACCUAAUUUCUAGACUGUCUGCCAAUGUAACCCGUCUGAGGAUACUCAAGCUCACCAAGGAAGAUGCUGGUGUAUAUUGGUGUGAAGCUGUUUUCGAAUUAGGGGAAAGUGAAGGGAAGAUGGAACUUAAAGUUCUGUCCCUCAUGGCACCUCUCAAACCCUUCAUAGCAAUUGUGGCUGAAGUAAUUAUUUUGGUAACUACCAUUAUCCUUUAUGAGUUGUAUUCGAAAAGGAAAGGAAAAUGUACAGGUGGAAAGGCAUGUGACCAAACUGAGAAACUUAAAUCAGGUGAAGGCAGUAGUGCUAGCCACAGAAGAAUUUAAUCCAGUUCCUGAAAAGGAGACUUAAGCCAACAGAAGUGGAAAUUGUUACAAAGCUACAGAAGAUGUAUGCAGCUAUGCAUUUUAAACAUUCACUGUGUUUCUAAGUAAAGUCCUCUAUGUUCAUGAGAAAAAAGAUGCUGUGAAACUGCUCAUUUUUUAGAGAUGAUAAUCUGCUGUAUUGCAUUUAGACUUUUGCUGUCUGUAACGUUUGUCUUUUUACUACUAGAAGGUGUUUUUUGUGAUUAGAUUUUCUGUUAGUUUAUGACUGAUCUGUUUGAUUUUAUGUCUUAAACUGGAACUAACCUUGCAUUCACUGAAUGAAUGGUUAAUAUAAGAGUGUGUUUUAUAAAGCUGGACAUGUAAGACUAAAAAUGUGUUUCCACAAAAGAAAAUGCCUUUUACUAGCUGAUGAAGUAAAUGUGACACAGCCAUUUUUACCAAAGAAAUGGUGAUAGGGAUAUCUUUAUCGUGGUUUAAAUGAAACAUUAACAGUUGCAAUUUGCUCUGAACAGUAAGAUGUCUUCAUUCUUAGCCUCGUUCUGAAUGCUGCUAUACUGUACUUCGUAAUAGGCUACACUCUUAAAUACUGUACAGAUCAGAUAUUUGAGUAGAUGAAAGAAGUAACUGGGAUACAGUACCUUUUCAGACUAUAACUGCAAUAAUUCCUUAUGCUUGCACUGUCUGGGGCUGCAGAUUAUUGUGAUUAUAGUUUAUACAGAACACUGAAUUUUCAUGAAUAUACUUAUAUGGUUCUGAUUAUACAUCCUGUCUAGUUGGUACUUCUGCUUUUUUCAGCAAACUGUUGUUCUUUAAACUCCUUGCAAAGCACAGGAAGGGUCUUGAGCCGCUAAAAUUUUCAGAAUAGUAGAAUAAAGCAACAUGAAUACCACUAGUUCUCUUACACAAAAAUUUUACCACUACUGUUAAUGACUUAUGAUAUUGCUUUAGAAGAGUGAGUUGCCAUAAUACAUUAUGCAUCCAGCAAUUGAAAAGUAUUCAGCUAAUAGGAAAACAGUUUGCUGCUUUAGUCGCUUUUGCUUGUUAAUCCAGAAGAAAAAUAAGUAAAACUUGAAUUUUGAGGGAGGAAAAGUAAAGCCUUCAGGAAAAUUUCCCAGUGAAAACAUAAGGAAAAAACAGGCAGCAUUUGCAGACUCUCAAAGUAAAAGGAAAAAACCAUCUAAAUAGCAUUUCUUUGUACUGGUCAUUUUUCUUUGAACAUAAAGGAACACAAUGAAGAGAUAAAAUAGAUUUAAUUACCUUCCUUUUUUUUGUUUCACACAUUUGAAAAAAAGCCUGGCACUGACUGUUUUGUUACAGAUGGGAGACAAAAUCCAGUCUGAUCUAUGUGAUUUUGCUUUUCAUAUUUCAUUUUCCAGCUUUAAGAACUACAAGUUAAAGUUGAAAUAAACAACAGUGAGAAGUAUAUAAGCAUUAGGUGAUUGUAAGACAUGAACACCGGUAAAGAUUUUCCUUGCUUAGAUACUGUGUUUAUUGUAUUUUGCCAUGGAGUUUCUAUGCACUAUAAAAACAAGAAUGCAUUUACAGUUUUUAUAUGAAUUUGUUAUUGAUAUAAAAGCAUUUUUGUUGCAGCAAGUAAAUGUUUCCUGCUUUAAAAGGUUUACUUCUGUAUAUUGUUUGACACGUUUUAGGUUUGUAGAAAGUUGUUUCUUAUAGGAAGUUCAGCAAUAAAAAAAUUAAUCUUACAGAUCCAAGAAUUAGAUUCUGAAUAAAACAGCACUAAGAUAUUUUGCAAUUGAAAAUGAGGCUCAAAUGAGGCUGUCUAGAAAAAAGCCCAUCUCUCAAUCAAAAAUAGUAACAACAUCUUUCUGCCCUCACUUAACAUUCCUACCUGAUCUUGAAAUUCUGGUAUGAAGUCCUGGUUAACAUAGGGAAGUCACAUGAAUAGAUGGGUUUUUGGUAUUAGCAAAUAAGGCAGGGAGAACCGGGGUUAAGCAUGGAUUUUAGAAGCAGCAUGUCAUAGAUCUAUCAGGACUGAUACAAGUUUGGUCAAAUUGGCUACUGAACCAGUAGUUCUGUCUUGACCUGCCUCUAGCAUGUUCGGCUUGCCGUGUCUGCAAGGGGUUUGGUGUUUAUUUUUAGGUUUGCAGGUAAUUUUUUUUUCAUCUUGGUGAGCGGUUUCGUUCCAUGUAUGUUUGCCUAGGUUUAAACUUUCUUGGGCUGUCUUACAGAGGAAAAUAAAUAAUACUAGUUGAGAAAUAUUAAAUAAUUGGCAUAAUUAAUGGUGAAAUUCAAAGGCAUAAGCCCUACUGGUUUUGGUCCCGAAAUCUCAGGGAGCUCUGGAAGUCUUGAAAUUUAUCUUUAGAGAAAUGUGUAUGGUAUAUGUUAAAAACAUUCUUUUUAUGAUCUGUUGAAUUUUUUAGACAUAACCUUCAAUGGAGCAAAAAUUUGGCAGCUUAAAAAAAACCAAAGCUCUAGGCGGUGAUUUUCUUUUUUUACUUCCUUCAAGCCAAAUGAUACCAAAUGAGGGCCAAAACAAUUUUGAAGAUAUUUCCUUCAAAAGCAGUUAGAGCUAAGUAUAAGGAUCCAUUGAAUUACUUUUAAUAACAAACAUUAAUAAUUGACUUAGGUGGAUAGACUGAGUAGCUAUUACAUUUGUUUGGCAGAUCUUGCCUUCCAAGAUCAAAUCCAUCUUUUUUUGCAAGAGGAGAUAUCUUACAGCUUUUCAUAACAACAAAAGCCUUACCCAUUUCUUAAGAGGAUAAGGUUGAAGUCUGCAACAGAAUCCUGAAGGUCUGUUUCCUAGUGGUUCAAACUGCUUCACUGCAAAUUCUUCUUGUCCUUAGAUCCAAAGUAGACCCAAGCAGCUGCAAGACCAAGUUCCUACUGAAGAUGGACAAAUAUUACAGCAGUUUUCAAACUGUGGGUUCAGAUAGAAGUGUAUGAAUAUUUCUUUAGUAUGGAGACCUAAGAAUUACUGUGCAGUAGGUCAGCAUAAUUGAUCAGCUGUAGGUCAUUUGACACAUGCAGUCCUGGCAGACAGAGGGGAAACACCAUCAUAAUUGAUGUUGCUACUAAAAUCUUCAUCCAUAUGCCUCUUUUUUCAGCCAAAGCAAGUGAGGGUUAUAUUCUGCCUUUAAAUUCUGCCUCAGAACUUUUCAGUGGUGACUGUUGAGCAAGGAAGAUUAAACUGAUGGGUGUAUUCAGUAGGGGAGUUUGAGUGGUCUCUUAAGUGUGGAGCUACCCAGCACAUGUCGUCUGACCACAGUUAGCCACAUCAUGAUUCAGUUCUAGUAUGAAGCUCCCCAAAAAUAGGAAAGUGAAAAUAGUGAGGAAGAAAGUGGUUGAGAAUGGUGUAGGGACACGGAAAGGAGCUGCAUAGGAGCACUAAAUAGGGCUUCUGAGGGACAGACUGCAGUAGCUGAGAUUACCUGCAAUUAUACACAUACAAGAAAGACCAAGUGCAAAUCUGUAAGAAAACUUUUUUCAGCUGUGCCUCUCAGUAUUUGUGUAGGAAGUUCUGUGCAGUAAGUGAAAGCAAUCUGCCAUUGCUGAGCACUUGGAUGUGUGAAAACACAAAGCCAAAUGAGAUGUCUUUGUAAGAGCAUUAUAAGUUGUAUGCUUAGCAAGUGUUUCUCCAGUAGUUUAAAGCAGUUAGUCUUGUUACUUCAUUAUACCAGAACAUUCAUUUAUAAUUCUUUAUGAACGAAUAACCCAAGUUCUGAACUUUAGAGUUUGUUACUGAAAGUCUUGAUUUGUCAAAAUUUACUGUUGGUGACUGAGUUUACUUCUGUAGUUGUUUGUUCUUUCAUAGCCAAAAGUAUUUUCUUCAAUACAAAAACUUCAUCUGAUUUAUUUUUGUAUUCAGCCUUACAUUUAACCAAAGAAAGAUUUCUGUUCUUUUUUAUUACUAGUGUAAUAUUUCUGUCAACUGACUUGCUGAAUUAUUUUCAAAUUGACAUUAAAAUUUAUGUAAAAGUGCCUUAAAGGAAAAAAUUUGUUCACUGUAGUUAAUUUUUUCUCUUGUGCAAUGUGUUGUUAAAAGUUUACUCUGAAACUUGACAGCAAAAUCUAUUUUUCUAGUGAAAGAUUACUAAGCCUAAUGUUUUUUUCACACUUGCCGUAUUUUACAUUCUGAUUUUAUAUUCUCUGCUUGCUGAGCUGUUUUACUGUAUUGUUUAAGCAAAUGGAAAUAGCCUCUUUAUCUUUGAUGUAUAUCAGAUAAUGAGGACAGUAGUUAUAAGUAGUGUGAAUUGAUAAUACUGUACUUAGAAAUAAUUUCAAUAAAUUUAACCAUAAAGUAAGAGUAAA